UUGUCAACACGAAAUGAAGCCCUCUCCCAAGAAGCAGGAGACUGAUCCCCGCUAUUUGAACCAAAACCUAGAAGACCAAGAGGAUCAGGAAAUUAUAAGGAAAAUCACGGCUGCGUUUGAAAGGCACCUCCGACAGAAGAAUCUUCAGAUGGAACUCGUAGAGGACGAAAUUAAGCACGUCAAGGAGGUUGUAAAGAAAAAUCCAUCCCUACGCGUGUUCGUAAAGCCGAUCGAGAUGAACAUGCCCCUCGAGGCCAUCAAGGAAAAAUUUAGCGUCUUCGGCAAAGUGAUGGAGGUAGAUGAAAAUUUGAACGCCGGAUUCAGCCGCUCGGUAACGAUUACUUUCUACUCAAGGGAUGCAGUACUGGCUGCUCUAAAUCACCCCGAACCGGUCGUGCUGAAUCGUGUUGCUUUGAAGAUCUCCGCUUGGCGUCCAUCCGACGACGAACCGGAUCCCCCUGGUGCUGGUGGCGCCAUUGGUAGACCAAGCAGUCGGCAAUAAAAGAUUAUUUUUGAAAAAUCCAACACGUUGAUAUGUAUGUGAUAUUUGUAUCUCCCCUUCCCCUUUAAAAUGUUUGUGCGAAUGUACCGUUGGUAUAUUUUGUCUCUGCCAGAAGGCAUGCUUUUCGUCGAAUCUAUUUCUCUGAAACACUGUAAUUUCAUUGUA
Molecule: messenger RNA, 667 nt
Organism: Daphnia pulex (common water flea)
Lineage: Eukaryota; Metazoa; Arthropoda; Branchiopoda; Diplostraca; Daphniidae
Exons: 3
Coding region: 14-502 (162 amino acids)
Molecular function (GO): nucleic acid binding
Source: RefSeq, a predicted model, not a curated record